Messenger RNA from Tripterygium wilfordii, 3802 nucleotides. RefSeq lists its product as uncharacterized. Lineage: Eukaryota; Viridiplantae; Streptophyta; Magnoliopsida; Celastrales; Celastraceae. The transcript is spliced from 3 exons. The coding region runs from base 397 to 3390 and encodes 997 amino acids. The record is from RefSeq and is a predicted model, not a curated record.
CAAAUUGUAGAAAUAACAAGAAAACAUUGAGAAAUUCAAAACAAGAAGAAGAAACGUUGCGCUCUUGCUCUGGUUCGAAAAAGGUAUAACAGAAGACAAAGCGAGGGUUCUGUGAAGAGAGUGAAAGCGGCUUCGUGAUAGAGAGAGGAAAGCUUAGAGCUCGCUGCCGGAGAGAAUGUAUAAUUCGGCUUCGAGAGCAGAUUCAUUGAAGGAUUGAAAUUCUGAUUGGGAAUUUUCUUUUAUCUUUGGAUAUUUUGCAAUUCCCACUACAGUCCUGCAAAGUUUAAGGAAAUCUUGUAAAUACUCUCCUGAGAGUUCAUUGAAGUUUUCUUUGAUGGAAAAUUAGCAUGUUGAUAGGACUUCUGCUAUGGUUAGAGGUAUGAUUUGCGUAGUGAUAUGACACUAGAAGAUUUUUUCACCUUGACCGAGAUGAAAGAUGGGCUUACCGCCUCUUCUCGAGUUGAGGAACUGGUCACUGUCAUGCGGAAGGAGAAAGAUUCAGAUAUUGUAAAGAACAUUGGUGAUGCAACCAGACAGUGGGCUGCUGUUGCAAGCACCAUUGCCGCAACGGAUAAUAAAGAUUGUCUUGAUCUCUUUAUUAAGUUAAAUGGACUAUGGUUUAUUGAUAGAUGGCUAAAGGAUGCUUCAAAGUUUAGCGCUGACACAAGUGAUGGCCUUGUGGAAGAGUCUUUAACUGCACUGUUACGAGCAGUGGAAAAGCUGCAUAUAGGCAAUGAAAGGUCUGUUGCCUCUGGGAUCUCUAUAACUGUCAUGAAUCUUCUUAACCACAAAAGCUUUCAGGUUCAGGAUAGAGCAAAGACGCUGUUUGAUAGCUGGAAGCAGGGUACUGUUGAUGAUGCAGUCCACAGUAUUGUAGAGAGUGUUGGGGAAUUCAAUAUUAGUUUGCCUGAUGGUGAGAGUGUUAAGCCAGAAUGUGUUGAUGCAGAUAAUUCUGUUUCUGUAGGAAAUGGCAAUGGUGAAAAUAAUUCAGCAGAACCUAGCAGAUCUGACACUUUGGUCUCAAGUGAUAUAGAUUGUCCUAUACAAGAAGUGGUUGAAGAUCGAAAUAUUCAAUCUCAUAAUGAGGAACCUUGCUUCAAUCUUACUUGCGACCAGACGAAAGUUGAGGAUAGAUCUCCAAAUUUUUUGAAGGAAGCAUCUCCAACAGGUACCAUGGAAGGGACCACUGCUGAUGAUUCCAAGCAGAGCACUGCUGAAGUGCAGCCAGAAGUUUUGAAGUCAAAUGAGAUCUCUAAUGAUGAAAAGCCAGUUCUCAAGCUCAACACUUCACCAGAAAAAUUGAGUACGGGAGCUUCAUUCUUUAGUGCAACAGGACAUGGAGAAGUUUCUUGCGGCAAUGAUGUUGCAACUGCUCAAGAUGUUGUGACAGAACCUACUUCACAGAACAAUUAUGUGGGUGAUGUUAGGACUCCUGCAUCUAUACCAAAGGUGGGGAUGGAUGACAUAGGCAGUACAAGUCGAUACAGUGCACAGAUACCAAAUACUGAUGGUGAAUGUGGAUCUGAUGGUUUCCAGGACUUGUCUUCUACUGAGUGUAGGUUGGGUAAAACUGAGCAUAUAGAUACUAGCUUUUCUCAGAUGGAAGAUGAUGAAGUUUCCGAGGAAGAUAAGGAGCAUGGCAGUAAUGAUGAAGAUGAGGAUGUGAGAAACUUUUCUGAAAUUUCUAGAUCAAGAAUCCAUGCUAGAAGUCCUGAUAUGAUUGACGAGAGAAGAUCUGAUAUGGAACUUGAGUACGGCAUAGUAGAUGCUCUUGAAGUUGCUCGACAAGUUGCUCAGGCUGUGGAGAGGGAAGUGGUAGAUUACAGAGAACAUUCUUGCAGUUCGUCUAUGGACAAAAUUACAGAAAAAUGUGCAAGGUGGCCAGGUAGCCCGGAUUCUGUAGAUGGAAAGCAGGACUCACCUGCUGAGAUCCCACCUAGGGAUAUGCCUACUGCGCAAAUUAGUCCGGCAGAUGCCUAUGCUGAGGAUGAGCGACUGGCGAAAAAAACUUUAGAUAAUCUGGACUUUGAACUUGGAAGAGACAAACAUGAUGUUGAAACUUCUCAUGUUACCAAGGCAGCUCAAGAACCUGAAGUGAACACAAAGAAAGGCCUGUGUGAUUUUGAUCUGAAUCAAGAUGUCGAUUCUGAUGAAACUGAGCGUAUUGCGAAUCCUAUGACUGCCCCAAUUUCUAUUCCUGUGUCGAGGCCAAUAGCAGCUUAUGGAUCCUCUGUAGCUCCUUUGCAGUUUGAGGGGAAUCUUGGAUGGAAGGGAUCUGCCGCCACUAGUGCUUUUCGUCCAGCAUCACCUCGCCGGAUCUCUAACGAUAAUCCUCUUCCUGCUGGGGGAACCAGCAGUGGUUCUAGUCAGAGGCAAUUUUUCAUUGAAUUUGAUCUGAAUGUGGCUGAUGGUGGAGAUGAUAAAAUUCCUGAAAUGACUGGAAAUGAAAUUCCUGGUUCAUCUGCCCAUCACACUGCGGAAUCUUGUUUGGAAGCGAGUUCAAUAAAAUUAGAAAGGCACAAGUUAGAUUUAAAUCUCACAAGUGAUGAUGGUUAUGCCCCACCAUCAGAUUUGAGAAUAGAAGGGAGGCUUUUUCACAACUGGAAUGACCAUUGCAGCGUAUCUCCUGCCUCAUCAUCAUCAUCAAUACAGGCUUCAGCAAGGAACUUUGAUUUGAAUGACAGACCAUAUCUUCUCAAUGAUUAUACUUCUGAUCAAGGGUUCUUUCUCGGCAAGCCUUCCCAAUGCUCAAGUGCUUAUGGAGGGCCUAAACCAGAUGAUCCUGUUAUAUCUAUCAUGGGGACCAGAGUGGAGGUCAAAGGAAAGAAUUUUAUUCCCGAGACUACAUCCUUGCCAAAUGGAAAGGAUCUGGAUGCUACAAUGGAUGCUAUUACAGCUAGGGAGGGAGGUAUUUUGGGAAUGACUCCUACAAUGUCCUACACACAAUCUAAUGUUUUUGGCUACAAUGGACUGACCACUGCAUCAACAAUGUCCUUUUCCUCGGCAAUGUAUGGACCCGGUUCCAGCGCCGCAUUCCCUUAUAUGGUGGAUUCAAGGGGAACCCCUGUUGUGCCUCAAGUUGUGGGCUCUGCAUCGGCAGUCCCCUCGUAUUCUCAUGCGCCCCCGUGGCUCAGUCCCAUGAAUGGCGUAAUGCCUCCGCGACCCAACUUUGAUUUGAAUUCUGGUUUCACAGUUGAAGGAGGAAACAGGGACUCUGGAGUUUUUAGGCAGUUUUUGAUGCCUGUUCAAAGCAGGCCAAUGGAGGAACAUCUUAGAACCAGCUCCCAACCCUCCUCGAGUUCUGGAGUGGGUGGGAAAAGAAAGGAACCAGAUGGUGGGUGGGAACUUUUCCCGUUUAACUACCGAAAUCAGCAACCUCCUUGGAGAUAGAGGAAGUUAUUUAUCCCUUAUGAUCAGUUCAUAAGGCCCUAGAAUUGGAGAUUUGAUGCUUGCAUUUCCAGACAAUUUCUGGAAGAAAGGCCGAGCUCUAUCGUUGUGGUGGGAAGGAAGUUGAAUAAGACUGGGGGAAUUGACUAUGUAGUAUGAUUCAUGAGAUAAAUUUGCUAAAGAAAAAAUUUCUAGGUUUUUUUGUUUAGUUUUGGUUUAUAAUUUUUAUUUUUCUUUCGGAGUUUUCUAUAGAUGAACACUGCGACAGUAGAGGGCUUGGCACAUGUAGCUGUAACUUACUCUUCCAUAUAUAUCAGAGAAACUCAGAGGAAGAAACUAAUCUUGUGUAGCUACAGUAGGUUUACUUAUUAGUUUAUUUAAACAAUCAAAGCUAUAUUCAAAAGUUUAGAGAGUU